AUGACCGAAGAAGCGAAAGUCAAGCUCCACUGGCUCAACGGCUCGCGAGCCCAGAGCACGCUCUUCCUGCUCGAGCAACUAGAGAUCCCCUACGAGCUGGAGAUCCACCACCGGCUCAAGACCAUGCUCGCGCCGCCAGAGCUGCGCAAGAUCCACCCGCUCGGCAAAUCGCCCGUCGUGACGGUGACAACCCCGAACGCAGCCGGGGAGGAGCCCAUCGUGCUGGCCGAGACGGCCUUCAUCACGCAGUACCUGUGCGACCAUUUCCCCAAGGGCCCGGAAUUGGUUCCCCCGCGGUGGAAGGAAGGCCGGGAGAACCGCGUGGGCGGGGAGACGGAGGAGUGGAUGCGGUAUCAGUAUCUGCUGUACUACAUCGAGGGCAGCUUUAUGUUUACCGUGGUGUUGCACUUUAUUCUUACCGCCCUCAAAGGCCCCAGCGUGCCCUUCCUCAUCCGCCCCCUCACGACCGUCAUCGCCAACCAAAUCAUCGCCAUGACCGUCUUCCCCAACAUGAAGCGGCACUUCGGCAUGCUAGAGCAAUUCCUCGAGACCCCCCCCGGCGACGGCGCCUACCUGUGUGGACGCACGCUCACGGGCGCCGACAUCAUGCUGUCGUACCCGCUCAUUGCGGGGCGCGACGGCGCGUUUGAUGGCAUUGGGAAGUGGGAGAAGGGCUCGUUUGCGGCGACCUACCCGAAGUUGCAUGCGUAUACGGGCCGGCUGGCGGAGGAGCCUGGGUGGAAGCGGUCGGUGGAGAAGAUAAGGGAGAUUGAGGGGGAUUUUGGGAUUUUGCCCACGCCGGGGAAGACGGAGUCGCGGAUUUAG
This is a messenger RNA of Dichotomopilus funicola, 825 nucleotides long. RefSeq lists its product as uncharacterized. The transcript has 3 exons. The record is from RefSeq and is a predicted model, not a curated record. NCBI's taxonomy places the organism in Eukaryota, Fungi, Ascomycota, Sordariomycetes, Sordariales, Chaetomiaceae. The coding region runs from base 1 to 825 and encodes 274 amino acids.